Molecule: messenger RNA, 1074 nt
Organism: Sporothrix brasiliensis 5110
Lineage: Eukaryota; Fungi; Ascomycota; Sordariomycetes; Ophiostomatales; Ophiostomataceae
Product: di-cis-decaprenylcistransferase
Exons: 3
Coding region: 1-1074 (357 amino acids)
Cellular component (GO): endoplasmic reticulum membrane; dehydrodolichyl diphosphate synthase complex
Molecular function (GO): ditrans,polycis-polyprenyl diphosphate synthase [(2E,6E)-farnesyl diphosphate specific] activity
Source: RefSeq, a predicted model, not a curated record
AUGUCGUUCUCAUCGCGAGACACGCUGCUCUACCGCAAAGAUGCGCGGUCUGGCCACAAACUACUGACACCCGAGGAGCGGCUCGAGAUUGUCAAGCCCUACCUCCCAUCACCACCCAAAUCAAAUGCUGCACGAACCGAGACCGAAAAAGCAGGCAGCCACAGCGACUCCGGCCACGCCGGUCACUCCGGCCACUCCAGCGCCAACAAGUUCCACCUCCGUGACACGACUCGGGAACGCUUCAGCGUCCGCAGUUUCGUCGCCCACCAGCUCUAUGUCCUCGUGUACACCAUUGUCCAUGCCAUUUUCUCCGUUUACCGCCGCUUCCGGGUUGGCUACCAUGGCGUCCGCGACCGUAUCUACUCUGUCCUCAAAUACCACCACCGUACGCCCGAGAUCAUUGCCCGCGAUGUGCGGGACUUGCGGCGACUUCCCAAGCACCUGAGUGUUGUCUUGCAGCUCGAGGAUAAUGGCCACGGACUUGCCGAAUUAGAGCGCCUCGUAAACGAGGUAUCCGAUAUCGCAGCCUGGUGCGCCUCAGCCGGCAUCCCCAUGCUCUCCGUUUACGAGCGGACAGGUAUUCUCAAGAGCUACUUGGCCGACACGCACCGCGCCGUAUCGCACCGUUUAACAACCUACUUUGGCCGUGUGCACCCCGCCGUGACGCUACAGGCGCCGCAUCUUCCCUCUAUCGAAUCGACGGUGUCCCCGCACGCACGCGAGAACGGCGAGACUGACGACGGACACAUUACCGUCAUGCUGCUGUCGGAGGAGGAUGGCCGCGACUCGCUUGUGGACCUGACCAGGACGCUUUCUGAGAUGGCCCAGCGAUCCAAGAUCUCUCCGUCCGACAUCAGUAUCGACCUGAUUGAUGCCGAGCUGACCGAGAGCGUCAUGGCUGAGCCCGAUCUCCUGCUUCUCUUUGGCCCCCACAUUGAGCUCUCAGGUUACCCGCCCUGGCAAAUCCGCCUGACCGAGAUCUUCCACCUGCCAGACAACCAGAGCGUAGGCUACCAGGUGUUCCUGUCGGGCCUUUACCGCUACGCUGGCGCUGAGUUCCGUGUUGGGCGGUGA